Eremothecium cymbalariae DBVPG#7215 is the source of this 1152-nucleotide messenger RNA. RefSeq names its product NAD(P)-dependent alcohol dehydrogenase. Gene Ontology annotation, biological process: alcohol metabolic process. NCBI's taxonomy places the organism in Eukaryota, Fungi, Ascomycota, Saccharomycetes, Saccharomycetales, Saccharomycetaceae. The record is from RefSeq and is a predicted model, not a curated record. The coding region runs from base 1 to 1152 and encodes 383 amino acids. Gene Ontology annotation, molecular function: zinc ion binding; alcohol dehydrogenase (NADP+) activity. The transcript has a single exon.
AUGUCGACAAGUAGCAACUCCAGCAUUAGCAGGCUUAGACAGAUAGAAGAGCAAUUAACAGAAAGAAAUAUGGGUGAACUAAAAGAAAUUACAGGGAUUGCAGUUGUUGAAGGCACUGAGUGGACAUCCCCAAAGAAGGUUAGCUUCAAGCCUAAGACGGUGUAUGCGCGUGACAUUGUUUUGAAGGUGGAGGCAUGCGGUGUGUGUGGAAGUGAUAUUCACUGCGCGGCAGGUCACUGGGGGCCCAGGAACAAUCCCUUGGUUGUUGGUCACGAAAUUAUUGGGCGUGUAAUUGAAGUAGGUAGCGGCUGUAAAGAAGGUUUGAAGGUGGGAGACAGAGUUGGUGUUGGUGCGCAGGCGUUGUCUUGCUUGGAAUGCAGUCGUUGUGAGUCUGAGAACGAGCAGUAUUGUUCAAAUAUGACUGGUACUUACAAUUUUCCUUACCCCGAUGGGUACAUUUCUCAGGGAGGUUAUGCUUCACACGUUAUUGUGCAUGAGCAUUUCGCGAUUCCAAUUCCAGACAACAUCCCUAGUCACUUGGCCGCGCCUUUGAUGUGUGGUGGUAUUACUGCCUUCUCUCCUCUCUUGAGAAGCAACGUCGGCCCUGGUACGUCUGUUGGUGUCGUUGGUAUUGGAGGUAUUGGUCACAUGGCUGUGAUCUUUGCUAAAGCUUUAGGUGCGAAUGUGACUGCCAUUUCACGUCGUUCUAAUAAGAAAGACGAUGCUUUGAAGCUUGGUGCUGACGUUUACAUUGCUGCCGUGGAGGAUAAGGACUGGCAUAAAACCUACGCGAACACUUUGGACUUGAUCGUUGUAUGCAGCAGCUCUUUGACUGAACUUGACUUCGACCGGAUCCCUUCUUUGUUAAAGGUUGGUGGUAAGGUCUUGUCGAUCGCUAUUCCUGAAGCAUCUGAACGGUUGGUUUUGAGACCAUUGCUGCUAAAAGGGAUUAGUAUUGGUACCAGUGUCAUCGGAUCUCCUGCCGAAAUUAAAAAAUUAUUAGACUUUGUUUCAAAGAAGAACUUGAAGAUUUGGGUGGAGGAAGUGCCAAUCAGUGAGGCCGGUGUGGCUGAAGUAUUCAGAAGAAUGAACUCCGGGGAUGUCAGGUACAGAUUCAGCUUGGUCGACUUCGACAAAGAAUUUGGAGCCUAA